GAGGGAGUGGGAAUAAAGUCAGAUAGCGGAUCUGGCAGCAAAAGGAAAACGAGGGGGGAAAUACUCACAAGAAAGUUUCCUGCUAACUUUGUAGCCGCAGCAGCAGCUAUGCCCGUGCGGUGCGGUGCCUCGGGGCUAGGGGGGCUCGGAUCGCCUUAGGAAGGGGAAGGAGGGGGAGAGACAAAAGUGUGGGGCUGGCCGGAUUAAAGCAAAAUAAAGAGCAGCACCCCUCCCCCUAAGCGAGAAGAACCCAGCAGAAGCGCGUGGGGUGGAGAAAACAUCCCGGGGAGAGCUGACCGGAGGCAGUGAGCGAGGAGAGGAGGGAGGGGGAACAGAGAGACUGAGGCAGGCGGCAGAGUUUUGGGGAAAGAUGAGCUUGUUGUCAGCCAUAGACACCAGUGCUGCUUCUGUCUACCAGCCUGCCCAGCUCCUCAACUGGGUCUAUCUGUCGCUGCAAGACACCCACCAGGCCAGCGCCUUUGAUGCCUUCAGACCCGAGCCCUCUUCUUCCCAGCACCCCGAUCUCAGCUACACCAAGACCAGCCCGGAGCUGGGCUCGUCCCUCAAUUCCAGCUAUCUGAACAGCUUCUUCCAGCUCCAGAGGAACGAGGCGCUGAGUAGCAGUCUGUAUAAGAGCGCAUCGCCCUAUGGCUCCCUUAAUAACAUAGUGGAUGGGUUAAGCUCGCUCACUGAGCAUUUCUCUGACCUAUCCCUCUCCUCGGAAGCCAGAAAACCCAGCAAGAGGCCACCUCCUAACUACCUAUGUCACCUCUGUUUUAACAAGGGACACUACAUCAAAGACUGUCCACAGGCUCGUCCAAAAGGAGAGGGUCUGACCCCGUACCAGGGCAAGAAACGCUGCUUUGGUGAAUACAAGUGCCCCAAGUGCAAGAGAAAAUGGAUGAGUGGAAACUCCUGGGCUAACAUGGGACAAGAAUGUAUCAAGUGUCACAUCAACGUUUAUCCUCACAAACAGAGACCCCUGGAAAAGCCGGAUGGCCUGGAUGUUUCAGAUCAGAGCAAGGAGCAUCCUCAGCAUCUGUGUGAGAAGUGCAAAGUUUUGGGCUACUACUGCCGUCGUGUGCAAUAAACCUUCAAGGGUGGCCUCUUCCGUCCCCAUCAUCCUGCGAGAUCCUUUGGCAGCACGCGAUCAACAGCAACACAGAAUCCAAGACAAAAAAAAAAAAAAAAACUAAAAAAAAGAUUGCCAAUUUUGCCUAUCUUUAACUAAUAAUAUGCCUUACCAUUAAUAGAAUGUAACACUUUUCCUGUGUAUGUGUAUACGUGCAAGAUAUAUUUAUAGGACUAUGGUGUGUUUUAUAUAUCGAUCUAUCUAUAUAUCUAUCAAACAGUGUUACUGAUAGUGUUCACAAUGGAACCACUGCUGUGGUUUCUGUUGAUUGUUUACACAGUUCCUAUAUCAUGGCCAGGUGAAAUGAAGAGAAGUGCUGUGUGUUAGGCAAGAUAUAAUGUUCACUGGGGAGUAAACAUUAUGAAUGGCUUUUGCAGGACUUAGGUAACCUGCAAGGCCACUAAUUGGGAGUGCUCGCUAACCCCAUGAACAUUAUUCCUCUUAUACGACAAGACAAAGGAAGAUUCAACAAGCCACAGCAUUAAAGAAGGGAAACUAUCAUGUUUUCCUUGCUUUGGAAGAUUUGAAAGUUUCAUGCUACUGCUUUCUUGGACUUCCACUGCUUAAUAUAACUUGGGUAGGGCGUAGGUGGACUCAGUGAAGGUAAAACAAAGUGUAUAAUUGUUUGAGGGAGUGGGUUUUUUUUUAUGGAAAUGGAGAAUAGCAGCUGGAUAGAUUGUCAGUAAGGAUUCCAGCAUCUUUUGGGAGAGAAUAGUGUUUGCUUUCCUCAGGCUGUGAUUGACUGAAAUCCUUCUCUUGUCAUAUAAUUUCUUUUAAAUGGGCCCUUUAUGUGUAUUUGCUAUUCAUUAGGCCACAAGCACACUAAAUUUACUGUGAAUAAUGGGGAAUGAGAAUGAUGAAAUUUGUCCCCAAGCCCUAAUUGAGUGAGUAACCAGACUUAAUAUUUAUACUAGUUCGAAAGCCACUUUCUGGAAAUAUUUUUAUGUCCUGUUUUCUACUGUGCAAAUUUAUUAAUAUAAAAGUAUAUACUUAUGUAGCCACAGGGGUUGUAUAGGGCAUGAAGAACAUAACCUACCCUCUUCUCUGUCUUUCUAAAACAUCUAUAUAGGUUAGGAGAAAUGUAGUAAUUGUAUGUGGUUGUCCUAUUUCAGGUAGAAGGGACUUUGUGCAGGAAGAUCCUGUUACAAAGAAAAAUAUAUUAUCAGAGAUUGGGGAAUGUCAUGAAAUGAAAGUACCUCAAGACAGUAGUCUGGUUUUGUAUGUAUUUUUAAGAGUAGAUUGGCAAAAGGACAGAAUGAAUAAGACUUGUAUGUGUCAUCCACUUCUAUAGAAAGCUUCUAUAGAAAGCUACAGGAGGGUGUUUUUUUAAAAUCAAUCAUUUUCAUGACAUUUUCUUUAAGAAAUAGGUGUGUGUGUUAUUGUUAUGUAGUGGAACUGUUUUAAAUUCAAAACACUCAUAGCAAGUUAAAGCUGUUUCAAAGUUAAAUUUGAUAGAUACAAUCCAGAGUUAUCGCAUGCUAAGGUAGGAUGAGGUGGUACCAAUACAACCAGUCAAAGUCUUGUAAAGCAGAUUAAAAACUUGUAGUAAGCAUUCUCAUGUGAAAUGUGAAGAUCUUCACAAAGUUGAUCUGGAGUGAAACUUUUGCCAUUUCCAUGUUUGUCUGUGAACAGGGCAAAACGUUGAUGGGGCAAAAAAUGAUUUGUUUAGAAAUUUCACACAAAAUUCAGUUUUCACAAUUUAUGGGGAACCCAAAAAUUCAAGUCGUAAGUAAUGUGGUCUACUAGUUAGAGUAGUGUACUGGGAGACAGGACACACGGAUACUGUCCUGGGUUCUGCCAGUGGCCUGCUGUUUGACAUUGGGCAACUCUCUGAACCUCUCCAUGCCUCAGUUUCCCCAUCUGCAAAAUGGGGAUAAUAAUACUUAACAUACCUACCUCACCAGGGUGUUGUGAGGUUUAUUUAAUGUCUAAAGGCCUUUUGACAUUGUUGGAUGAAAACUGCUAUAUAAUUACAAAAUAAUAUUAAGUUAAACACUUCGAGACUAAUUUUGCCCAGUUAGCAGUACCAUAAUUAAAACAAAAAUGACUGAAAUUUAACACUGAUCACAGAUUUUGAUUGCCUAAAUCAAGUGAGACAGUUAGCAUCUUCAAGAGGGAACGCAUUCUUAGCCGAAGACUGAAAAGUACACUUAGGGACAGAUUUUCUAAACAAAUCUUCUUAGUUUGCCCAUGAAAUAAGAAAAUUUGUGCAUGCCAGUUUAGAGGUGGGUUUUUAAAACUUGGCCUCAGUGUUAAUUUUGACCCAUUGUUUGGGGUGUCAGUAAUGCAAAGGGGAAUAUUGCAAGAAGGCCAUACAAUAAACUGGCUAUAAUUUUUUCCCUUGAGCACUUAAUGGUAUAUUAGCAGCAAUUUCUUUGACACUUAAGAUCCAGCUAAAGGAAAAGUUAAGAAAUAGCACCAAACAAAAGCUAAGAGAAAAGCCGUUUUCUUCAUAAAGCUAAGAAUGUAUCAACCAAUCUGCCCCUCCAUUUCAAAAUAAUUUCAAAUUUGUGGCAACCACUUAAAGAAGAAAUACUAUUGAUCAGGGCCGGCUCCAGCAUUUUUGCCACCCCAAGCAGCGGGGGGAAAAAAAAAAAAAACACGAUUGGCAGCACUUCGCUUCAUUCUUUAGCAGCAAUUCAGUGGCAGGUCCUUCCCUCCGAGAGGGACUGAGGGACUUGCUGCCGAAGUGCCGCCGAAGAGCCAGACGUGCCGCCCCUUUCCGUUGGCCGCCCCAAGCACCUGCUUGCUGUGCUGGUGCCUGGAGCCGGCCCUGCUGCUGAUGAACAUCAGAGCUGCAAAAUAUGUAGUUAUAUGUAGCUAUAAUUACAUGCUAUAUUUAAGCCACUGCAGGAUCUUAACAUAGACCAGUUGAAGGACAUUAUUAAACAAAAUUGUUGCCUUUUUCACAUUAGUACCAUUUUAAAUGUUAUUUGUUCAGGUUCAGUACUGCAUUACUUUUAGCUUAUAGAUUUCUAGGGAAUGCUUUAAAGCAAGGUUCCCAAAUAUACAUCCAAUGUGGCUUUAAUACAGCUACCAUUUGCAUAUGCAUAGAAUAACCCUUUUUUUUUUUAACAUACUUGUUGGAGGUUAAACACUCAUGUCAUCAUAUUAUCCUACAUGUUAGAAAUGUCAGCACAUUAACUGAAGACACAAAUCAAAUGCAUUUGGGUCCUGGUCCAACUCCAGAUGAAGUCAAUGGAAAGACUCCCAUUGACUUCUCCGGGCUUUGGAGUUUCCCCACCCCACCCCAUUUUAGUUAGUGAAAGGAAAGGAUGAAUAUUGCUGGCUGGAACCAGGCAAGGACUAUGCAAGCUUCCCUACACAUCUCGAUCAGUGAACCCCUUUCAUGACCAAUAGCAUCCCCCUCUUAUUGUAGUCUUCCACCUGUGGUGAUUAAGCAAUUACCACUUAAUCUUGCACAAUGUACCCAAAUGAGGUGUAGAAUGAAACCCACCAAAUGUAUUGUCACUGGUGACCUAGUAAGUACAUCUUUAAUUCAUACUUAGUAAGCACAUUUGAAAUAAUCAAGGGGCAAAUGGGAUCCUCCUCUCCACUUAUUCUGGAGAAGAGGGGCCAGAAGCAGGUGGUGAAGGAGUUAAGACUGUGGGAAAGCAAGAAGCAACACUCCCUGGCCUGCUCCCCUCUCCCCAGAGUCAACAAAAACCACUCCACAUAAUGGGGGAGCCACAGGUAUAUAAGCCAGAAAGAGGGGGCAGAAAGGGAAGCAGCAUGCUUUUCUCUGAGCCUGGUAGGGAUAGAUGUUGCUUCAUGCAGAAUUUAUUCUGGCCAUGGUUUCCAUCUGUAUCAAUGAAGCAAGAUAUAUGGUGCAGUCCGUGAGGUGUGGAGAAAGAGUGAACAACAUGAAAUGCCAGAGAGCUGGAGAAGUCAGCUCACAAUGCUUACUGCCCCUACAUCCACAGGGAUGAAAUUUGGCAUUCCCUCUGGGUUUUUUGGGACACCCAGACUCACUGUGCAUUGUCAAAAACCCCAUCACCUCAAGGGGUGGAUCUGGGGAAAAGCCCACAUGGCCAAACAAAGUUUCAGGUGUACUCCGGCCCCCUCCUGAUGGGUUUAUUUGUAGGAGUGAAAUGUUGAGCUCUUGGGGUUUAUCUUUAUUGGUAAGUAUCCUUAUUGUAUAUGGAUUUAUAGGUCAGUAUCAGAACAUAUUCCACUGUUAAUCUGCAGUAGUUCACAGUUGUUAGUCUUUAGUAAUGGCAUAGUUUUUAGUAAAGGUUGAAAUUUUCUGAAUUUCAGAUUUACACAUUUCUUUAUAAAAAAAAUUAAUGUUGAGUAAGCGAAGAUGAUUUUUGCUCAUUUUUUUUGGUAAAAAUUCAUCCCAUUUCUGACCAGCUGAACUGGCUGAAAUUUUCCAAAUUUGAAAAUUUUCUUCAAAAUUUCUGAUUUAGACCUGGAAAUUAUGGAAUUAUUUUUUCCUCAAAUUUUCAUGAAAAAUGUCUACCAUUUUUUUUCUUUGAUCAGCUCUAGUUUUUUAACUCAUCAACUGGUAUUCCAUGCUGGGUUUUAGCGGUUUUAUUGAAAGUCAAAAGCAAGUCUUAGUGAAAACAUUUGUGAUUCAGUACAAAUUAAUUCAGUCAAAUUCUGCCCGAAGGAAUUUAAGUCGCUUCACUGAGUCUGCUGAUAGCGGCACACAUGAGAGCAGGAUUUGAUCCUAUGGAUAUGUUUGGGAAACUUAAUUAUAAACAUUAGAUUGUUAUCUACCUGUGAAUUGAACUGUGCACCACACCCUAUUCCUUGUUUCUUCUGGAGACUUACAUGGAAAAAAUUAAUGAUAAAAGUCAUAAUUCUUCCUUCCUUCAGUCAAUCAGAACCUUCAUGUAUACCUGAUCUUCUGGAUCACUAUCGCUCAGGAAAAAAAAUAAUCAGUUGACAGGGGUACAUCAGUUUGCACCAGCUGAGGAUACUUCCCCCCCACCCUCCAAAUAAUUUAAAUCUUGGCCCCAGGUUACCCAGUUUCUACUGCUGCUUCCCCAUAAUACAUUAUGAUGCCACCUGAGAAAAAUCCAAGGCCUUGGUGUCUCAAAAUUGUUUUUUAAUUGCAAAUAAAUACACAAAAGGUAAAUAUUAUUUCUGCAAAUACGUGUAUUUUAAAGUUCCCCAUUAUAUGGGACCUAGUCUGUAAACUAUAAUGUGAAGUUAUGUAUAUCAGAGGAGGCCAUUUAUAGAAGGAUCCUCUAUAUUUUACCUUUUUGUACAACAUGGAAUUUAGACUAGACAUUAAUUGCAGACUCUUGAAGCUAUAGCCAUUAUUCCAAAAAUGAAACUACUUAAACCAGUAGAUGAAAACUAAGACCAUUUGAAAGUAUUAGAAAUAAAUAGAUUAGUUCUCUAUGGCUUGCAGUUAAAUCAUUUGUGUGUGUCCAGUCAGGGCCGGCUCCAGGGUUUUGGCCGCCCCAAGCAUCCAAACAAAAACAAAACAAAAAAAAAGCCACAAUCACGAUCUGCGGCGGCAAUUCGGCGGGAGGUCCUUUGCUCCGAGCAGGGACAGUCCGCCAAAUUGCCACCGAACAGCUGGACAUGCCGCCCCUCUCCGAAGUGGCCGCCCCAAGCACCUGCUUGGUAAGCUGGUGCCUGAAGCCAGCCCUGUGUCCACUACAUAUUCUAAGUGCUAGUCAGUGAAUAGCAUGCAAUAAUUCAUCAACAUACAAGCAUUGUUAAAAUGAAGUGACUCAGCAUGUGUUUCUCACUUGCUUCUGCCAACAUAAUUAGAAGUUUGAUGGAAUUUUAGCCCCUCAAAAUGUCAUUUUUUAAGACAUCACUCCACUCCUGAUUGAAUAUCAGUGCAUAUCAGUUUUACAUCUGCAAAAACCACUGCUGUCCAUUUAUAUUGCUUAAGUGCUCAGAGGGCGGAUAGAGAUUUUAGAUGUAUGGAUGACGGUUUGCGUUUUUAGGAUGAAUUUCAAAGGGACAAUCGUGUGCAGUUACUAGAUGUAGUUGAUUGAUAUUAAUGUUUACCCCCUGUAUGAAGUAUUUUACAGUUUUACUUGCAGAUGUGUAUUUAUCUUGAGUUAUACUUGACGGAGUUCAUUUCAGUUUUUGUUUGUUUUUGUUUUGUUUUAAUACUAUGUGUGUAUUUUGGAAACCUUUUUAGAUGUUAAAAUUUUUGAAUGGUUACAAAUAUUUCUUGUAAUACUGAAUUAUCUUAUCUGGAAACUCUUUGCAGUAACUUUUUUGUAUAUAUUUGAGGGCCUUUUAAAAAAAAGAAAAAUAGUAUUGUUUGUUUUGUUUUUUUUAAAAAGUGUUUUUACAACUUGGAAGCUUUCAAAAGGGCCUUGCUCUCAACUAGAAUACUAACAGAGGUAAGAGUUUUCUUAAGUAUUUUGCAAAACUAAGGGUAUAUCCUCAAGAAAAUAUUUAUGGAAGUAAUUUACAUUUUUGUUUUUUUACAAUGCUUUUGUUUGUAUAAAGUAUGCAACAGAACUACAUUAAGAAGGAAAUAUUGUCUACAUAGAAUAUUAUAUGAAAGUUGGUACAUAAUUCUGACAAAAAACCCUUGCAAUUCUUUAAGCCAUAUUGUUUUUGUUUUCCUUGGAUGAAAAUAUCAGUAUUAAGUAACCAAUGUAUUAUUCAAGUGCAUAGACUUCUAUUAAUGAGCUUAUGCAGUUUAUUUAUAUGUGUAUUUUGGGAAGUAUUGCCUCUUUAGGCAAAGCUAUAACUAGAUGUAUUCAUGAGUAAGGAUCAGAUAAUAUUAUACUAUCACUUUAUGACCUUGUGAGAGAGACAGUAAAUGCUGAAAGCACAGUACCUAUUCAGCUUUCAGAAAUUCUGGAACACAGAUAUUCAAUUUUUGUAUUGUAGGGAUUUUCUUUUCAUAAUGCGAGGGUGGGUGCGUGUGAAGGUUUGGUUGGGGGGGCAUCAUUUGACAAACUGACAUUCAUGACAGUUUGCAGACAAUAAACAGAGAGCUGCAACGCAAUACUGGCUAAAGCAAUAUUGUCAAUCAAAGGACAUAAUGGAAAAGGAUCAAGGUAGAUUGUUGUAGGGAUUUGUGUCUAUUUUAAUUAGAAUUCAUAGUGUGAUAGAAUAUGCAUGUAUUUGAAGCAUUUUUACACUUUACGUUUCAUGUAGCUUGAUUAUGUAAUGGAUUUUGUUUUUAAACCAUGCUUAAAUGGAAGGUUUGCCUAAUCCUGUUCUGGAUUUUUGUUUCCUUUAAAAGGUUAUUUAGUACAGCAGUCACUACAUUGUAUAAUAGUGCUAAAACUGUAUCUUAUGAAUUUCUGCAGCUUUAAAAAUUAGCUUAAUUAUUAUGACUUUUGUUUGUUUUUAACCAGCUGUACCCACUGACCUUGUCAAUUUUAGUUGCCAAUUUGUAUGAUUUUCUUUUCUGUAAUUGUUAAUAAACUUGUACAGCUUAAAAACAAAAACCUAUGGACAAAGGCCUCAGAGGGACCAGUCCUACCUCAGCAACCAAGAUGAUAACUCACUCAACUAGUGACUGUGUUGCUGAAAAGACUGUAAAGCCUCUGUUGUGGAUUGUCCAUAAAAUGGCAUUCCGACAUGUGCCUUAUUAGCUGGAUAGUAUACAGCUUUCCUCUAGUAUCAUAGCAUUUUAAUGCUGUAUUAAAAUAUUGCAACAACACA
Malaclemys terrapin pileata is the source of this 8734-nucleotide messenger RNA. RefSeq names its product zinc finger CCHC-type containing 24 (gene ZCCHC24). Bases 371 to 1090 code for a protein of 239 amino acids. The transcript has 4 exons. Gene Ontology annotation, molecular function: nucleic acid binding; zinc ion binding. NCBI's taxonomy places the organism in Eukaryota, Metazoa, Chordata, Testudines, Emydidae. The record is from RefSeq and is a predicted model, not a curated record.